Messenger RNA from Leishmania braziliensis MHOM/BR/75/M2904, 498 nucleotides. RefSeq names its product putative centrin. Gene Ontology annotation, molecular function: calcium ion binding. The record is from RefSeq and is a predicted model, not a curated record. The transcript has a single exon. NCBI's taxonomy places the organism in Eukaryota, Euglenozoa, Kinetoplastea, Trypanosomatida, Trypanosomatidae. The coding region runs from base 1 to 498 and encodes 165 amino acids.
AUGAUAAACACCGCCUUUUCCACUGCCGAUGGCCGGCGACUGCCGCGCGAGCUGACAGACCAGCAGAAGCAAGACAUUGAGGAGGCAUUUCGUGUGCUUGAUGUGAACGGCGUGAACACCAUUACGCCAAAUGACUUGAAGGUGGCACUGCGAGCGCUCGGGUACGAACCAGACAAGGAUGCGGUGCGCAGGCUUGUGGCUGAGAUGGAUCGCGGCGGUGUCUCUACCAACCUCGUUCUCAGCGAAUUCGAGGACGUCAUGCGCCAGCGCUUCUUUGCCGAGGACAAUGAUGACGAGGUGGACCUUGCGUUCCCGCUCUUCACAGAGGGUAAGUCGGAGUUCAUCUCCCUCGAUGACCUGAAGAGGGUAGCGACGGAGGUUGGGGAGGAUAUUCCGGAAAAUGUGCUGCAGGAAAUCAUUCGCGAGUGCGAUGUGCUUGACCAUGAUGAUCGAAUUUCCCGUGAGGAGUUCACCAAGAUGUUGAAGUAUGACAAGUGA